AUGACUGGUAAAGAAAAAAGUCGCACGCAUCCCUACUUCUCCGGAAACUAUGCCCCCAUCUACACUGUCCAGCAUGCGCAUCCCUGCGAGGUUCAGGGCACAAUUCCUGAGGAAUUCCUUGGAGGGCAAUAUGUCCGCAACGGCAGCAAUUCUCUUCAGGAUGAUGAUCGCCGCGACCUACACUGGUUUGAUGGUGACGGUAUGCUCUCUGGUGUGUUCUUCAGGCGCAUGCUUGGAUCAAAGUUGCAGCAGCCGUUGUAUUCGAAUCGGUAUAUCCUGACGGAUGUGCACUGCGCAACGGCGGAGCAUCCACACAUCAAUCCGGUUGUGUCAAGCGUCACCACGCUAGUCAGCCCUAUGAUAUCUCCACUGAAAGUCUUUAUGGGCAUGUUGCGGACCAUGGCGCUGAUGCUCGCCUCCUUUCUCGGACUUGUAGCCCGCCCAAUCCGGAGAAUUAGCACAGCCAACACCAACAUUCUCUAUCAUGAUGGAAGAGUGUUGGCAACCAUGGAGACUGGUCCACCAAUUAGAGUCUACCUUCCGUCUCUAAACACGGUAGGAUGGUUUACAGGGAGCCGAGCCGAGGGAGAGCCCCCUGAUGAAAUAAGGGGGCCAUCUUUCGGUGGACCCGGGAUAGAAGGAUUCCAUAACGAGAUGACGAUACCCCAUCCUCACAACGAUUACCAAACGGGCGAGCUACUGCUUUUACAUUCGACGUUUAUCUUCCCAUUUGUACACUACAGCAUCAUAUCUCCUGGAUGGGCCAGCAAGCACGGAUCAUACCUCAACCAGCCCGUUCCCGGCUUCACAUCCGGAAAAAUGAUACAUGAUUUUGGGGUGUCGCGCAAGCAUACCAUUAUGGUUGACAUGCCUCUUGCUCUGGAUCCGACGAAUAUAACCCGCAAUAAGCCCGCCAUACAGUACGACCCGCACAGCUGCACCCGUUUUGGGGUCUUCCCUAGGUACUGUCCCGCUCAGAUUCAAUGGUAUGAAACCGAUCCUUGUUGUAUCUUUCAUACCGUGAACAGCUGGGAUGAAAGUGUCCCUUGGGGAACACGGGUCCACAUGCUUUUCCCAGCGGAUGGAUCUAACAAUAUAAGCGAGCAAUGGGCGCUGUCGGCAAUUCCGUUCGAAUUUCCCCACGUCCCACGACAUCUAGAGAUGACAGCCGCCCGAUUCGUCUAUGGAUGUUCCAUGAGCGAAGGGAACUUUGCCAUGAGACAGAAAUCCAGUGUCAAGAUUGAUUGUCUUGUCAAAAUAGAUGUCCAACGCUUAUUGAAGGUGGCCGAAGGCCAACCACUAACUCAGAUAAAUGGAUGUGUUGACCAACGAUCUAUCAGCGAGAUUCUAGCUACGAACAACGUGGAUGACCCCAUCCAAGUGUUUACUCUUCCGUAUGGAUGGUAUGCACAGGAGUGCUCAUUUGUGCCCCGUAAGGAUGGCACCUCUGAAGACGAUGGCUGGCUCGUUACGUAUGUGUUUGACGAGGCCCAGCUUGAUGCGAAUGGUAACGCACCAACAACCUCGCGCAGUGAGCUGUGGAUAAUUGAUGCUCGCAAGAUGAGGGAUAUUGUCGCGAGAGUGUUGUUACCGCAGCGUGUGCCGUACGGUAUGCAUGGGGAUUGGUUUUCAGAGGAGCAAAUUUUGAAUCAGCGGGAGGUAGCUGAGUUUCGGUCUCUCGAUUGA
Aspergillus pseudonomiae is the source of this 1686-nucleotide messenger RNA. Its product is annotated as carotenoid oxygenase family protein. Bases 1 to 1686 code for a protein of 561 amino acids. The transcript is spliced from 4 exons. Gene Ontology annotation, biological process: carotene catabolic process. The record is from RefSeq and is a predicted model, not a curated record. NCBI's taxonomy places the organism in Eukaryota, Fungi, Ascomycota, Eurotiomycetes, Eurotiales, Aspergillaceae. Gene Ontology annotation, molecular function: carotenoid dioxygenase activity.